CAUUACAUUACCAUUACUGCUGAAGGAGAACAUCGUCACCUUUGUGAAGAACGAGCUGAAGAGAGUCCACAGGGUUCUGAGUCCAGAUUACCCAGAAUGCUUAGAGAGUCAGAGUGAGGAUGAAGAGCAGGGGAGAAGCUGUAAAGAGACAUUUUUGACGAUAACUCUCCACUUCCUAAGGAGAAUGAAGCAGGAGGAGCUGGCUGACUGUCUGCAGAGCAGAACGUUUGGUGCAGUGUGCCAACAAAAACUCAAAUCUAACCUGAAGGAGAAGUUCCAGUGUGUGUUUGAGGGGAUUGCUAAAGCAGGAAACCCAACCCUUCUGAACCAGAUCUACACAGAGCUCUACAUCACAGAGGGAGGGACUGGAGAGGUCAAUGAUGAACAUGAGGUCAGACAGAUUGAAACAGCAUCCAGGAAACCAGACAGACCAGAAACAACCAUCAGACAAGAAGACAUCUUUAAAACCUCACCUGGAAGAGAUGAACCAAUCAGAAGAGUGAUGACAAAGGGAGUGGCUGGCAUCGGGAAAACAAUCUUAACACAGAAGUUCACUCUGGACUGGGCUGAAGACAAAGCCAACCAGGACAUACAGUUCACAUUUCCAUUCACUUUCAGAGAGCUGAAUGUGCUGAAAAAGAAAACGUUCAGCUUGGUGGAACUUGUUCAUCACUUCUUUCCUGAAACCAAAGAAGCAGGAAUCUGCAGGUUUGAAGAGUUCCAGGUUGUGUUCAUCUUUGACGGUCUGGAUGAGUGUCGACUUCCUCUGGACUUUAAAAACAACGAGAUCCUGACUGAUGUCACAGGGUCCACUUCAGUAGAUGUGCUGCUGACUAACCUCAUCAGGGGGGAACUGCUUCCCUCUGCUCGCCUCUGGAUAACCACACGACCUGCAGCAGCCAAUCAGAUCCCUCCUGAGUAUGUUGACAUGGUGACAGAGGUCAGAGGGUUCACUGACCCACAGAAGGACGAGUACUUCAGGAAGAGAUUCACAAAUGAGGAUCAGGCCAACAGAAUCAUCUCCCACAUCAAGACAUCCAGAAGCCUCCACAUCAUGUGCCACAUCCCAGUCUUCUGCUGGAUCACUGCUACAGUUCUGGAGGAUAUACUGAAGACCAGAGCGGGAGGAGAGCUGCCCAAGACCCUGACUGAGAUGUACAUUCACUUCCUGGUGGUUCAGUCCAAACUGAAGAACAUCAAGUAUGAUGGAGGAGCUGAGACAGAUCCACACUGGAGUCCAGAGAGCAGGAAGAUGAUUGAGUCUCUGGGAAAACUGGCUUUUGAGCAGCUGCUGAAAGGAAACCUGAUCUUCUAUGACUCAGACCUGACAGAGUGUGGCAUCGAUAUCAGAGCAGCCUCAGUGUACUCAGGAGUGUUCACACAGAUCUUCAAAGAGGAGAAAGGACUGUACCAGGACAAGGUGUUCUGCUUCAUCCAUCUGAGUGUUCAGUAGUUUCUGGCUGCUCUUCAUGUCCAUCUGACCUUCAUCAACUCUGGAGUCAAUCUGAUGUCAGAAGAUCAAACAACAUCCAGGAUGUCUAAGAUCUUUGGAGACAGACAUACACUAAAACAUCUCCACCCUAGUGCUGUGGACCAGGCCUUACAGAGUCCUAAUGGACACCUGGACUUGUUCCUCCGCUUCCUUUUCGGUCUUUCUCUAGAGACCAAUCAGAAUCACAUACGAGGUCUGCUGACACACACAGGAAGUGGCUCACAGACCAAUCAGGAAACAGUCAAGUACAUCAAGGAGAAGAUCAGUAAGGAUCUGUCUGCAGAGAAAAGCAUCAAUCUGUUCCACUGUCUGAAUGAACUGAAUGAUCGUUCUCUAGUGGAGGAGAUCCAACAGUCCCUGAGAUCAGGACGUCUCUCCACAGAUAAACUGUCUCCUGCUCAGUGGUCAGCUCUGGUCUUCAUCUUACUGUCAUCAGAAAAAGAUCUGGACGUGUUUGACCUGAAGAAAUACUCUGCUUCAGAGGAGGCUCUUCUGAGGUUGCUGUCUGUGAUCAAAGCUUCAAACAAAGCUCUGCUGAGUGGCUGUAACCUCUCAGAGAGAAGCUGUGAAGCUCUGUCCUCAGUCCUCAGCUCCCAGUCCUCUAGUCUGAGAGAGCUGGACCUGAGCAACAACAACCUGCAGGAUUCAGGAGUGAAGCUGCUGUCUGCUGGACUAAAGAGUCCUUUCUGUAGACUGGACACUCUCAGUCUAUCAGGUUGUCUGAUCACAGAAGAAGGUUGUGCGUCUCUGGCCUCAGCUCUAAGCUCCUCCCCCCUGAGAGAGCUGGACCUGAGCUACAAUCAUCCAGGAGAACGAGGAGAGAAGCUGCUGUCUGCUGGACUGGAGGAUCCACACUGCAGACUGGAGACACUGAGGUUGGACCAUGGUGGACUGCACAGACUGGAUCCUGGUCUGAGGAAGUACGCCUGUGAGCUGGAACUGGACACAAACACAGUGAGCAGAAAACUCAAACUGUCUGACAAGAACAGGAAGGUGACACAGGUGACACAAGCUUCAGUCAUAUCCUGAUCAUCCAGACAGAUUUGAAUACUUGUGUCCUCAGCUGCUGUGUAGGACUGGUCUGACUGGUCGCUGUUACUGGGAGGUCGAGUGGAGAGGAGGAGUUUUUGUAUCAGUGAGUUACAGAGGAAUCAAAAGGAGAGGAGGCA
Molecule: messenger RNA, 2661 nt
Organism: Labrus mixtus (cuckoo wrasse)
Lineage: Eukaryota; Metazoa; Chordata; Actinopteri; Labriformes; Labridae
Product: NLR family CARD domain-containing protein 3-like
Exons: 6
Molecular function (GO): protein binding
Source: RefSeq, a predicted model, not a curated record